CCUGAUUACUUCAAUGUGUCAACUUUCUCCUCACUCUUUAACUAUCUCUAAAUUCAGACAUUGGCAUUCGCGUGAAGAAUUAUUCAUUGGCAUCUGUGUGCUGCAAGCCUUUAGUAGAUCCUCGGAUAGGUUCUUUCCCAUACCAUCCGUAGUCUCUGAGAUAUCAAAUGGCAGAUAGGAGAGGGAGAUGCAGUUGGUGUGGCGUGCAACUUGUGGUGCCGCCGGAGGCGCAAGCAGUUCGUUGUGCGGUGUGCCUAUCUGUCACCAAUACUAACCUCUACGAUCCUCCACCGAUUCAAGCCAAGAAUUCUCUAUACCGCGCAGCUAACUUUGUAAAAGGCCUCGUCGGUACUGUUACAAACAACAUCCAUUCUCUAGCCAACCCAACCGGCAGCUAUCCUGGACUAUACACAUCGAACUAUGGCUAUUAUCCUCCGGCUCCGUCUCUGCCACGGCUGCCUACUUCAGUUCAUGGCAGGAAGCGUGCUUUGCUUUGUGGAGUAAGCUAUACAGGAAAGAGGUACAAGCUCAAAGGAAGUGUCAACGAUGUGAGGUGCAUGCGCUACUUCCUGGUCGAGGAGAUGGGAUUUCGAAACGACUCUAUACUCAUUCUCUCAGAAGAAGAGACGGAUCCAACCAGGAUCCCAACAAAGCACAACAUCCUCAUGGCUAUGCGAUGGUUAGUCCAUGAUUGCCAAUCUGGUGACUCGUUGGUGUUUCACUUCUCUGGCCAUGGCUCAAAAGAGCGCGAUUAUGAUAUGGAUGAAAUCGAUGGGUUUGACGAAUCUAUCUGGCCAGUUGAUCAUGAAAUUGCAGGGAAGAUACUUGAUGAUGACAUUAACGACACCAUUGUGAGACCACUGCCUCGAGGAGCCAAGCUCCAUGCUCUUAUUGAUGCCUGCAACAGCGGAACCAUGCUUGAUCUACCCUUUUUAUGCAGGAUGAACCGAGAAGGUGCCUACAGAUGGGAAGAUCAGGGAUACAUGUCAACUGUUUAUAAAGGCACAAGAGGUGGACUAGCCCUCUGUAUUAGCGCUUGCGAUGAUAACCAGACCUCUGUGGACACAACGGCAUUAUCAGGAGGGACAGCAACUGGUGCCAUGACAUACAGCUUCAUUCAAGCAAUGCUAAAAGGGCAUGAACUCACAUACGGUCAUCUACUGAUCGCCAUGCGUCAUACAAUUCGCGAGGCCAGCGCCAGAGUACGUUUCAAGGGUCCAAUUGCAUCCCUUGUUAACAAACUGCUUGGUGCUGGAUGGACUCAGGAACCUCAACUAUCAUCAUCCGAAGUGUUUGACAUUUACGCAACCAAGAUUUCUCUGUGACUUGAGCUUUCAUGUUCUUGAUGAUUUGGACAUCAUAUUCCACUGGACGUUUUCCUCACGUUAUAGGGUGAAAGUCGUUCUCUCACGAUGAUAUAUGGGAAUACUUUUCUGGAGUUUUCCACAUUAAAAGAAUAUUAACUGCUAUAUUUGCUA
Messenger RNA from Eucalyptus grandis, 1478 nucleotides. Its product is annotated as metacaspase-3. Lineage: Eukaryota; Viridiplantae; Streptophyta; Magnoliopsida; Myrtales; Myrtaceae. The record is from RefSeq and is a predicted model, not a curated record. Gene Ontology annotation, molecular function: cysteine-type endopeptidase activity. The transcript is spliced from 5 exons. The coding region runs from base 168 to 1325 and encodes 385 amino acids. Gene Ontology annotation, biological process: proteolysis.